AUGAAUGAUAUGACAAGUAUCUUAAAUCUCAAAAGAGAACAGUUUCAUGUACAUAUUAGAAAAUAAAGAAAUGAAAAAUAAUUCAAAGAAUAAAGAAAACAUUACUUUUUAUCACUGUUUCUUUAGUAAAAAUAAAUGCAAGAAAUAAGUGCCAAAAUAAGAGAUAUAAUGGAAAGAGGGGAAUAAUUGUGUGGAGAAAUGUUAAUAAUGAUAGUUGAUAAGAUUGAAGAUGUUUUAGAGAGAGAAAGCAAUCUUAAAUUAUUGGAUGUAGUUCGAUGUGAUUAUGUAGACAAUUGAUGCAGCUAUUUGGAUGUUAAAGUCUGUGGAUGCAUAAAUCUAUGAGGAUGAAUUGAGUGAUAACUAUAAGAUGCAUAGAAUUAUAGAUAAGAUGAUACCUCUUUCUUAAGGGUAUUCUAUCCAUCCUACACAUAUGAACUAAUAAAUUAUUAUAUAUGCUGCAAAAGUAUAAUGUAUUUAUGAUAUAGUUCCUUAAAUAUUGGACAUUAAUGGAUGAUAAAUUGAUUUAUAAUUAUUAUGGUGAAGUGGCAGAAACAGUCUAUUUCCUAUUAAAUAAAUAAGAAAUGAUUUUUAUUAAAAGAGGAGUUGAAAUAAUGUUGAAUCUAUUUGAAUGUGAUGAUGGUAGAUUGUUAUCUAAGCUACAUGAAGUGCUUAUUUGUGGUCAAAAUUUAGUUAAACCUAUUUGCAUUUUAUUAUAAAAUAAUCUAAAUAGUGAUAUCCAAACAACUCUUUUUAAAAUAGUUCUUUAAACAUUCUUAAUGUAAGAUAGAAAUGGAAUGAAUUAAUACUUAAAUUAUAGUAAUUAGGAAAAUAAAUAACAAUUUUUUGAUAUUUUAAUAGAACUAGUAUAAGAAUCAGAAGAAAACAGUCGUAAAUUGUUUCGUUAUUAAUUACAUUUAAUUCAUUUAAUUUUAGAGUAUUCUUAGAAUGAAAGAGAAUUAUUAUAUGAGUAUUUUAAAUAGAAAAUGAAUUCUUCAGAAUUUAGAAUAAAAAUGAAAGAUUAAUGGUUAUUUCAUGAAUGGAAUUCUAUUUAGAAUGUUGUACAUUAAAUUCAAAUACAUUUAGAAGAAUGA
Paramecium pentaurelia is the source of this 1091-nucleotide messenger RNA. Lineage: Eukaryota; Ciliophora; Oligohymenophorea; Peniculida; Parameciidae. The record is from the annotation of a GenBank genome assembly.